Polyodon spathula (Mississippi paddlefish) is the source of this 1599-nucleotide messenger RNA. Its product is annotated as periphilin-1-like. The coding region runs from base 138 to 890 and encodes 250 amino acids. Lineage: Eukaryota; Metazoa; Chordata; Actinopteri; Acipenseriformes; Polyodontidae. Gene Ontology annotation, biological process: negative regulation of gene expression, epigenetic; negative regulation of DNA-templated transcription; protein localization to heterochromatin. The transcript has 7 exons. Gene Ontology annotation, cellular component: nucleoplasm. The record is from RefSeq and is a predicted model, not a curated record.
UGCUGCAGGUGUGGCUUAUACAGAUAUAAUUAGGUGGUGCUAGCAUGCGGCAGUCAGUGUCAGUGAAGUGAAACAAGUGGUGCUAGGUCGUCCAUUAACGUAGCUGUACAUCAACACUUGCUGUUUGUGGUGUAGAGAUGCAAUGUUCAAGAAAACGAGAUGGCAAACAUGAAUCAAAUGAUCAGAGGCAGAAAAAGAGUGAAAACAGAAGUUCCAAAAAACAUGAAACCAAGGACGACAGGAGACAUUCCAGAAAAAGUAGAAGUCCAUUGAGACCUCCUCCGGUCAGAUCAGAAGUAAUGUUCAGACCUCGGUUUGGGAGACCGUUUUUCAAAGCCAGGUAUUUUAGAAAAGAAGAACCCUUUUUCAGAACACCAGGAUUCCGUUGUAGGUUCCAAAGACCAGUAAGAUCACAGAGAUGCAUGUCUCCUAAAAGACCACAUGCAACAUCCCCAUCAACUGCCAACCACUGUGAUUUAAAGAAAGAUAGUAAAUGUGCUUCAGAGCAGUUACAAGAUCUGACAGGAAACAUGUUAUCUCCAAACAAAAAUAAUAAGAGUCUGGAGUCUAAUUUCUCAGUUAAGGAACAGAUGUUCCAGCAGGUUUCACCUGGCAUCAAAGAGCCUUCCUCUUUGGUGGCCCGCGCUGCUUUGCGUAACAGAGCCAUUCAGCAAAAGAGGAAAGAAAUCGAAGAGGUAUACAAGCAGGACUGUGAGACAUUUGGAAUUGUGGUAAAAAUGUUGAUUGCAAAGGACCCUUCUCUGGAGCAGUCAGUCCAGUUUUCUCUACAGGAAAAUCUCAAGGAAAUCGGAUUCCGGUGUGUUGAGGCAAUGCAGGACUUCAUUUGUGAUUAUGACUCAAGGUGUCCCAACAUAACUACACAGCACUAGUCUUAAUGUAGUUAUAUACUGUACAUACUAUAAUUAGGCUUGCUACUAUUUGAUAAAUUUUAUUUUUUGCCAAAUUGACUAUUAAUAUCGACGUUUAUUGUUGGAAGAAUUUACCGUUUUUGUAUGCCAUUGAGAAACGUCUCAUUUAGCGAACUCCCUUUAUCAUAUUCAGAAUGCAACAAAACCAUGGUUACCAACAUUCUCAUUGAAAUAACAUAUGGUCAUAGCGGAGCUAUACCUUGUAUAGACAAAGAUCCUACACAAAUUAAAAAAAUGGUCUCAAAUAAGCCGUAGAAAAUAUAAAAGUGUAUUACACAGACUUUUAUAGCACAGAUUUACAGCUUGCACUCAGUUCACAGCCUAGCAAUGUAAAGUGCUUUGUGAUGGUGGUCCACUAUGAAAGGCCCUAUAUAAAAAUAAAGAUUAUUAUUAUUAUUAUUGUCCAGAGUCUAAGCUUCACUCCUCUCUUGCUUCAGCAUAGCUGGACUCACUGGAAUCAAGACUGCCAUCGAUUAGGGUAUUGUGCACAGACUUAUUAAGUGUUUUCCUCUUGCGCCCCAUUUACAAGUCAAACUAGUAACUCUCACCAUAUAUACCUAUAAUAGCAAAAGUUACCUACACUUUAACCCUCUAAUUUCAAUGUAGGCGCUUUGAAUGACAGGCACUGUAGCUGGCAAAUGAACGUGCACAGUUGGUGCAGGUUUGAUUG